Molecule: messenger RNA, 2505 nt
Organism: Monopterus albus (swamp eel)
Lineage: Eukaryota; Metazoa; Chordata; Actinopteri; Synbranchiformes; Synbranchidae
Gene: tbp
Product: TATA box binding protein
Exons: 9
Biological process (GO): DNA-templated transcription initiation
Molecular function (GO): DNA binding
Source: RefSeq, a predicted model, not a curated record
GACCGCUGAAGACUAGAACUGGGGAUGGUCUGAAUUUGAAGCUGAAUAAUUUCGUGUGCAGCGCUGAAAUCAGUCACGACAUUGUGAGCACACGGCACUACCGACAGAGCACAGACGAGAAGGGUGCUCCCUGUAGGGUCCAGCCCACACUGAUUGUUGGCGAUUUUCUGCUGUAAUUUAGACCUUGGACCCACAACUUUUGAGGCUUCCCUUUAAAGGUAUCACCCCAGUGUUACUGCCUGCUCUUGGGUGGCGGUGAACUAAUACGAAGAGAUGGACCAGAACAACAGUAUAUCGCCCUUUCAGGGACUGUCCUCCCCACAGGGUGCUAUGACCCCAAGCAUGCCAAUGUUCAGUCCCAUAAUACCAUAUGGCUCAGGCCUGACACCGCAGCCAGUUCAGAACACCAACAGUCUGUCUAUAUUGGAAGAACAGCAGAGGCAGCAGCAACAGCAACAACAACAACAACAGGCACAGCAGGCCAACACAGGUCUCCCUGGGACAUCGGGGCAGGCCCCUCAGCUUUUUCAUUCUCAGACAGUAACAGGCUCCACUACAACAGCACUACCAGGGAACACCCCGCUCUACAACACCCCGGUGACCCCCAUGACCCCUAUCACACCGGCCACACCAGCCUCAGAGAGCUCUGGAAUAGUACCACAGCUUCAAAACAUUGUGUCUACUGUAAAUCUGGGCUGUAAACUGGACUUGAAGACCAUCGCCCUGAGAGCCAGGAACGCAGAGUACAACCCAAAGCGUUUUGCUGCUGUCAUCAUGAGAAUACGAGAACCCAGGACCACUGCUCUCAUCUUCAGCUCUGGGAAGAUGGUGUGCACCGGAGCUAAGAGUGAGGAGCAGUCGAGGCUAGCAGCUAGAAAGUACGCUCGUGUAGUGCAGAAGCUUGGUUUUCCUGCCAAGUUCCUGGACUUUAAGAUUCAGAACAUGGUGGGCAGCUGUGAUGUUUUCUCACUAGGUUCUCAGUGACUUGUAGUGACCAAACUAAAGUGACUGGUUUGUUGCAGCUAUGAGCCGGAGCUGUUUCCAGGAUUGAUAUACAGAAUGAUCAAACCCAGAAUUGUCCUGCUCAUCUUUGUUUCUGGAAAAGUUGUACUCACAGGUGCCAAGGUGAGAGCAGAGAUCUAUGAAGCAUUUGAAAACAUCUACCCCAUCCUGAAAGGCUUUCGCAAGACAACAUAGAACCUGUAGUUCUUUCUUUUACCCCAACUCUUUUUAUUUUAUUAUUUUUUUAAUUAAGCCAAUAAAGUGUCAUCUACAUGUUGACAUCUACACAUGAACUGCUGUAAGGGCUGUUGUUCUGUUGCCUGGGGAUGUGAGUUGGUCAGUUUUAACUUGGUCCCUCCAGUGCUUCAGAUAUUUUGGAAAGACAUGAUUUUUAUAGGUCUCUUUUUUUUCCUGUUCUGAUCACGAGUGAUGGCUUAUUUCCAACUGUCUUCAGCAUAUGUCUGGUUUUUAGGGCUCUGUUGUCCCAGUCACAUCCCUGAUUGUACAUAAGACUGAGAAAAUGUCAAUAUAACUGAUUAGAAGAGAGUCUGGUUGGGAAUGUCGCCGUUUUUAAAAUAGUUUUGUACAUUGUAUUUUUAUUAAUUGUCCGCUUUGUUCCGCAGUGGUAUGGAGACGCGUCUAUCAGCCUCACAUUCCUGAUACAGUAUUUGCUGAGAUCCUUAGCUCAAGAGAGUGUUAAUCCCAAACUGCAUCGUUUGCUUUGUCUUGCAGUUUAUCUUUUUCAUUCAAAUCAUUUGGAUCUGGGAUGAGGUUAGUUCUGGUUCCAAGAAUUCUGGAUGUGGAUUUCUCUUUGACUUCUAACAUUUAGCCAUGAGACAGCAGCACCUAAAUUUGGAUGCUCUUAAAUUUUGAAUUGACAUAAGUUGAACUACACUGAAAUCAUCAUUGAGUUGCUGGUUAGUCAUCAAGAUUUGUCACCUGGUUCUGUUUUCUGAGAAAACCUGGUUGUCAAAAAAAUGAUCUCUAGGAACAAUUCAUGUUUUCAUCUCUGAAAAGUGUUUUAAUGGUUAAAAGUGUGUACAUAUAUAUAUAUUGUAUUUUGACUGUAGUGACGCGAGUUCAACUUCGAAUGCUCUGCAACAUUCUGCAUCUUAAAUUCAGUAGCACUAAAAUACAGUAUGAUGGCAGAUAAACUAUUCAUCAUGUUGCCAUGUUUAAAUAUUGUUUAAAAGUUGUUCUUUUUGGACAUUCAAUUCAAAGCUAUAUUCAAAAAGGUUCUUUUGAUGAAUUAUUUUGGAGUAUAAUUUUUUUUUUUCUAAAGUCAUUUUCACCUUCUGUCUGUUGAUGUCUGUAUGACAGCAGAAUGGUAGAAGAGAUUGGGGAUUAAUCCUAAACUGCUUUUAGUAUUUGUACUUGUCUCAGUCAUUCUGAGCUUAGUAGCUUCCAGGUAGCAGCCCAGAAGGUCCUGUCACAUCUAAAUGCAGUUCUGCUUCCUCUGAAAUUAACGUGCUGCAGUGUGCAUUAAUAAAAAUGGAAAUACAG